Drosophila persimilis is the source of this 1565-nucleotide messenger RNA. RefSeq names its product prolyl 4-hydroxylase subunit alpha-1. Lineage: Eukaryota; Metazoa; Arthropoda; Insecta; Diptera; Drosophilidae. The record is from RefSeq and is a predicted model, not a curated record. Gene Ontology annotation, cellular component: endoplasmic reticulum. The transcript has 6 exons. The coding region runs from base 132 to 1466 and encodes 444 amino acids. Gene Ontology annotation, biological process: peptidyl-proline hydroxylation to 4-hydroxy-L-proline. Gene Ontology annotation, molecular function: procollagen-proline 4-dioxygenase activity; iron ion binding; protein binding.
UGCUAUUGUUUUAUAUCUGCGCAUGUUCUGCCGAUGAGGAAGCGGACUAUAGUUUGGCUGUGGAUUCCCUGGGGGAGCUGAUACCGUUGGAACGCUACUAUUACGGCAAUUUGAGUGCAUUUGCGGACAAAAUGGAGGCAAAAUUGAUCACGAUUCGACGGGCACUUUCCAAGAUGCGCCCUGUCCUGGAGGCGGCCGAGGACAAGCAAGAGCGCUUUGUGGGAAAUCCCCUGCACGCGUACUCCCUUCUGAGACACCUGCACCACGACUGGCCCAAUUGGUUGGAUUUUGUAGAGGAAUCUGUUGGUGCAGAGGAGAUUAAGCACUUCCGCUCUCUGGAACUGCUGCUCCCUAGCCGGGCGGACAUAGCCAAUGCUGCUUUUGGAUUGGAGCAGAUCCGGGAUAUGUAUGGGCAGACUGAGCGGGAUAUGGCCAUCGGACUGCUCGAUGGACAGCAGCAUAACGUCCAACUCACUGCCAUGGAUUGCUGGAGCCUGGGCAAACAUUACUUCCACCUGAAGAGCUUUGUGCAGGCGAGUGUUUGGCUGGGAUUGGCCGCGGAUCGGUACAAUGUCAGUGAGGAGGAUAUAUAUGCCGUCCAGGGCUUCCAUCGCGUUGAGUUGUGGCAGCUGCAGGCGGGAUCUCUGAUGCGACAGAGUCGCAACGAUGAUGCCUUGGCUGUCAUUAUCGGUGCCUUGGAAAAGCUGCCUUUCGACAUGCGUCUGCUGAGCCUGCGUUCGAGGCUGGAAAACCGCUGGCUAGUGAGGCCCCGCCUGGACUACGAAGAGGAUCCUCUGCCAGCAGUCACCGAAGUGCAGCGAGGAUGUCGCGGCGAGUACCCAUGGAAGUCGACGCUCCACUGUCGGUUCAGUUGGAGACCAUCCUUCUAUGCCCGACUUAAGGUUGAAGAGGUCCUGCUGGAUCCCUACAUUGUGCUCUACCACGACGUGGUGUCCGGUAAGGAGAUGGAGCUGCUUAAAGACUACGGAAGGACGAAUCUCACGCAUGAUCCCCUGAGAAGCGGGCUUUCGGCUAAGCACUGCGCUCUCCCCGAAUCCCUUCCGCUGGUGCAGAGCCUCCACCAGCGACUUUGGGACAUGACUGGAUUGAGUUUAAACGGAUCCGAGAGUUGGCUUAUUACCAACUACGGGAUUGGGGGCUUCCUUGGCCUCCACAAGGACUACUUCGAUGAGAUCGAAGAGGAAUUGCAAGGCGACAAUCGCCUGUUCACCAUCCAGAUAUUUCUGAGCAACGUCUCGCAGGGCGGCUACACAGUGUUCCCCAAUCUGGAAGUGGCCGUGAAGCCCCAAGCAGGCACUGCUUUAGUCUUCUACAAUCUGCUGGACUCGUUGGUGGGGGAUACACGCACUAGACACUUUGGCUGCCCCGUCAUUGAUGGCGACAAGUGGAUAGCCACGAAGUUCCUCUCUGCCAAGGAGCAGACCCUCAGGAGGAGGGGGCAAUGAAAGUGUAUUCUCUGUAUUUUGCACGCAUAAACGAUGCAUUUUUAGUGGCAGAGAUAAUUAAAUUUGUCAGGGCAUAAUCAUCCGUGUCAAAUGGCUAAA